This is a messenger RNA of Dalotia coriaria, 779 nucleotides long. Its product is annotated as meiosis-specific with OB domain-containing protein-like. Gene Ontology annotation, biological process: resolution of meiotic recombination intermediates. The record is from RefSeq and is a predicted model, not a curated record. The transcript is spliced from 4 exons. Bases 1 to 741 code for a protein of 246 amino acids. Gene Ontology annotation, molecular function: single-stranded DNA binding; single-stranded DNA 3'-5' DNA exonuclease activity. NCBI's taxonomy places the organism in Eukaryota, Metazoa, Arthropoda, Insecta, Coleoptera, Staphylinidae.
AUGUGGAAGCCGAGAGAAACAAUUUUGUUCAUCACAGAUUGUAAAGUGCAAUACGACACCUUUUCCAACAGUGCAAUAGGUACUCCAUCAAUGAAAACUAUUAUCACCGAGAAUCCGGAAGGAAAAGAAGGCAAUAUCUUGAAAAACUAUGCAAUGAACGCGCAUUUGCACAUUUCCGCAGUUAUGGAUCAAUUGCUUGGAGUUAUGCCAGAACCGGCUUUUAUCAAAACGAUAAUGAUAAUACGUGAAAUUCAACUCAAAUUGAACCAAAUUAGUAAUACAAAGUCAGUUAGAGUAGAAGAGAAUCAAUUUGCUGUCAUUUUAUACGCAUACGUGACCAAACUAGACAUUGAUGGUCUCUCCAGAAUAUUCAGUACUCGUUGUUCCCUUUGCAAAAGUAUGACUAACCAGUUGGAAGAAUGUCAAAAUGCAAUUUGCUUGUCCAAUACAUCUAACCAAGUGAUGGAUCUUGACAAAAUCUUUGAUUUACGCAUUGAAGUAUCGGAUAGAACCGGUACAUUAACUCAAUGUCGAUUGAGUGGACAAAACGCAAAAACUGUAUUCAAUUGCAGUCCUUGUGAAUUUUCUGCAAUGUCCGAUGAAGAAAAAUUGAGAAUCAAGUGGAAAUACCUAAUGGAAUUUUGUGAAUUGCGUUUGGUUAUCCUGUUAAAAAAUGAUAGACCAAUGAUAACAGUUUUGACCUGCACACGAGCGGAUGUGAGCGCUCACGGGGUAAAUUAACUUUUUAAUUCAAAAUCAUUUAAAAAUAAAUAACUACA